Xyrichtys novacula (pearly razorfish) is the source of this 32016-nucleotide messenger RNA. The record is from the annotation of a GenBank genome assembly. NCBI's taxonomy places the organism in Eukaryota, Metazoa, Chordata, Actinopteri, Labriformes, Labridae.
AUGCCCAUCAUCAGCAACGCCAACCAUGACUUCAGCAAUCUGUCUGUCAGCGAUGACAGCAGUCUGGACCGCAUCUUCACAGAGAUCCCUGAGACUGAGACCGUCAAGGUAUGAAACCCUUUCUUCAAAGUAUUCUUAUCUACAACCCAGAUAAGAAAAAAUUGGGAGACAUAUUAUACAAUGUUAUUUAUUAACAGAUUUUGAUGGUUUGUAAAUCAUGCAAACCCCAAAUUUCCUAAAAACAAAAAUAAAGAAUCCACAGAUUAUGUACCAGAUGUUGACUCUAAAAAGUGUUGUUUUAUGAAAAAUACUGCCAGUAACAUGUUGUACCAAAAGUUGAGACCGGGACAAUAAAAAUGAAAAAGGGAUGUGAUGCUAUAAUAAAAAAAAAAAAGAAAGAAAGAAAGAAAAAAGAAAACAUCUGGAGGAACACCUCUCAACUAAUUGGGUAAGUUUGCAACAGGCUAGAACCAUGACUAGAUAUAAAAAGAGGCUGAGAGACUAUGAAGCAAACCGUCAAAAUAAAGUUAAAAUUACAUUUCAAAGACUUUAAAGACUUCAUUUAAGAUAAAUAAUAUUUAAAAUUUAAACAAAUGUGGAGGAAUUUCUGUAAAAAGGGAAGAGGUCAAAGACCAAUACCCUAAUAUUUAACCUCAUAUGUGAUUCUGCAUUAACAACAGACACAACUCUAGUGGAAAUCAUUGAAAACCAUUGGCUGUGAACAGUUUGUUAUAACUGUGCCAUGCAAAGAGGGAACCAUAUUUAAACAUGAUUCAGACGCACAGGAAACUAAAAUGGACUGAAAAAAAAAAUGAAAACCAUCACUUAACUGAUCGGUGAAGGCUCCAUUAAUGCUGAAGAAUAUCUACAGGUUUAGGAGCAACAUCUGCUGCCAUCCAGACAAAGACUUUUUCAGGGAAGAUCUUCAUAUUUCAACAAGACAAUGACAAACCACAUUCUGACAACAGGGAUUACAACGGCAUGGCUCUGUAGUAGAAGAGUCCUGCUGAGAAACUGGUCUGCCUGCAAUCAUGACUUGUCACCCAUUAAAAACAUUUGGUGAUCGAUUAACCAAAAAAUUUAAAGAGACCCUGAAACUGUUGAGCAGAUAAGACAAGAAUGAGACAUAUGUAACUUUAAAAACUCAAGAAACUGACCUCCUCAGUUCUUAAACAUGAACAAAGUUGUGUUAAAGUUACUAAAAGGUUAUUUAGUUUCAAUAUUUCACAUCUUGUCUUAACACUCUUUUCAAUUCAUAAUUGCAUUUGCAAACCACCAACUUCUGCUUUCAUCAACAUUUUGGAAUUAGUGUUGUGUUAUGUAUGUCACGAAGUCAAGGACAUGUCUUGCAUUUACACAUUGUCCAAAUAUAAUACAACUCUUCCAUUGACCUUUCUAUUGUAUAUUCUCCAGGGUGUGUACUACAAGAGGGCUCAGUUCAUCCGUCGGCCAGAGGACCUGCUGUCCAUCGACCACGCCCUGCUAGCGUUGAUCAAUGUUGGGGGAAACCGCUACACCUUCCCCUGGAGUACCUUGGAGCAGUUCCCUCUCACACGACUUGGCCGUCUCUGUGGCUGCAGGUCACCCGAGGACAUCGCCAGAGUCUGUGACGACUAUGACGAAGCCCGUAAGGAGUUUUUCUUCGACCGCUCGCCAUCUGCCUUCAGGGUCAUUCUUAACUUCCUGGCAGCAGGUAAACUGCGCCUGCUGCGGGAGAUGUGUGUCCUUUCCCUGCAUGAUGAGCUGACCUACUGGGGUGUGGAAAUGGCGUACAUGGAGCGCUGCUGCAAAAGGAAGAUGUACACACGCAUUGAGGAGGUGCAUGAGCUGGAACGACGUGAAGAAGAGCGCAGGCAGAGAAACGCCAUGCAGCGUGUACCUGUGGAGGAGACGAGGUACAGGAAGGUGAUGAACUGGCUGAGAGACACGGUGGAGAAUCCACAGUCUGGCUUACCGGGGAAGAUCUUUGCCUGCAUGUCGGUGAUCAUGGUUGCAGUGACUGUUGUCAGCUUGUGUAUCAGCACCAUGCCAGACCUCAGAGAGGAGGAGGACAGGGUGAGUGAACCAGAGAGAGUGCAUGCUCUGAAUGUCUGCAGCAUGGGGCCAAACGAAUACUGUUUCAACUUAUCAAAAAUACCUACACCUGAACAGAGCUGAUCAGUUUAAGGUUUGAAGUUAUGCCUAAAGGUAUGGAGGCCCUGAAGAUCAACUGCACAAAUAUUUCAUGGCAGCAGAAAGCAAAAAAAAAAAAACACAUCUUAGUUUGAUAGUGAUUAAUCAAACCUAGAAAAUUUCACAAGAGGAGGAUAUUUCACAAAACAUGAAACAAUGGCUGCUUCAAAACCGCCCAUACUUUAUAGUAGUACGUUCUGAUUUUUCCAGAAUACAGUAUGCAGUACAUGUAGUAUAUAGUCUGCACCAGUGAUAGUGCAUAGUGUACACGUUUGUUUUUCUACUUUUUAGGCUUUUAAAUCCAUUAUUUACAUACACAUUUACAUAUUCAAUAUGACUAUUCCACUUGCCACUACUGCACCUGAUGGCUGGACCCUUCAGCUGUCUUGCCCAUUGACAGAUGUGUGUAUUGUAUUGUUGAGUGAAUGUGUGAAAUGUCUUGUCCUUUGCUGUGACCCGUGCAUUGCAAACUGAAUUGCCCCUUUGGGAUAAAUAAAGUGAUCUGAAUCUUAAUGUGAAUCAACAGGAGUACCGAACAAGUGGUUUGGAAAACAACCUAUUUUAUGAAAUAAUGAAGCGAUUUUAAGAAAGUAAAAUCCUAAACACUCAGCAAAUCUUAUGUGAACCCAGAAUUACAUAUUGGGGCUGUUGGAGCUUGAUAUGUCUUUAAAAAAUAUAACAAAACCCAAAAUUUUAUAAUUAGUCAAUAAUGUAACAAAAUGCUAAGUCCAAAAUGUAAUAAGUUUUUGGCCAAAAUGCAGCAUCUUGUUAGAUUGUUGACCAAUUACUACAUUUCGGGCUUUAUUGUAUUUUUUUUUUUUUAACAACAUUCCAGGUUGUUGUUACAUAUUAGGCUUUAACAGCCUCUUCCUGGGAAAUUUGAGUACAAAACAACCAAGAUAGAACAGUUAACUGACUAAAAGUAUGAUUCACACUCUGCAGGAAGGGAUUUUCUAUUCAGCAAAGUACUUUCACUUAAAAUACCACAUUAACGUAAAGCAUAGAUGUUUAAUAAGUUAAGUACAUUCCCUUCUUUCUUGAGUCUCUUUUCAUUGCAUAUUGGCUCUUUUUAUAUGUAUUUUGUGAAAAAGUUUCCUGCAUUUCAUAAUUAACUUUCUUUUGAGGAAAGGAAAAAUUUCCAUUCAGUUUGAAUUUUAUUUAUAUUUUCAGAGGUAGUGAAACGUCUCUGGCAUUCAUUGAAAUAUUUUUCACAGUCAUGAAAUAUGUGUGGAGUUGACCUUCAAGGCCACCAUACUUCAAAGACCCUGUCAGUCAAAGAUAGUAUAAUCUGGGUGAGAGAUGACUGCUGUCUCCUAUAGCCCUCCCCCUCAAUCAUACAGCGACUAACUUUCCCACAGCCUAAUGUGUCGAAGUGGAUGUUUAUUUAGCUGUGAGAUAGUGCAGAAUUUAAUCACUCAUGGUGUUUACAGUAUGUCUGAAUCUGUACGUGAGAAAAGGUACAAAUGUGUGAGAGUCUUGCUUUAUUCAUAUCUGAUCCAGAAAGGAAUUGUGAAGCUGCAAAAAGUCAGCCUUCAGUCGAGUCAUAUAUAAAAGCCCUUGUCGUCACACUCUCUUAAAUUUCCCUGUGGGCUGCUGCUGUGUGUGUGUGUCUUAGCCUUUCAUGUCCUGUGAUCUGUAUCUUCCCAUAGCAGCGUGGGAUAAUGAAGCCAGAGCUGCUCGCUGAGGCCUGUCCACUAUCUGUCAGUAAACACAGGGGGAAUAAUGAAAUGGGCUUACUGUAUUUCACACAAAAGACACAAAAAUGACAACUCUAGCAUUUCAAACAUACACACGUGUGUGCACUGGCAGUCACAUGCACAUGCAAAAAUAAUGAGCCCAUGCACUGUAACCGAUACGGCUCUCACUGAAUUUUGCACCCUUUAGCUCUCCAGUAUUACCUCCCUCUUAACUUAAAUUGAACUGCGGCGUGUCCUCUCUUUGGUUAUGAUCGGUUGCCCCUAAAUAAGAAAUGAGAUGCAUGUAUGUGAUCUCUGUGUGCGCAGUGACUGGUUGCUGCAGCAAACUCUCUGCAGCUGUUCAACAGCUGUUGAGAAGCCUUCAGCAGCAGCACCCCUGCAUUGAUUAUGAAAUGAGCAGUCACAAGUGGCAAAACGAUGGUGUGCAGGAGGGUGUGAUAGUGAAGAAUUCAGGAGGGGGAGGAGAGCGACAGUAGCAGAAUGCUUGAUGAGUUGUAAAAGCUGAAGAGAGGAUUUGAAGAGCCCUGCCAGGAGUCCAGCAGUCAGUAGAUAGUCAUAGGAGCACAGAUGGACAGGAUUGGAAAGAGUUGCUAGGUCUGAUUCAUUGAGUGCUGUAAACCUGCAGGACUCUGUGAUGGCUUUGGAGACCUUUUACAACAUAGGACAGGACAGAUCUAGAAGCAAUAGCUUAUAGGACAAAGAGCAAAAAGAUGCUGCUGAGGUGAUAUUGUUUAUCCCCUGACAGCAGUGGCAGGGUUAGCAACAAAAGAAUCACAGAACAGCAUUCAAGAAACAGCAGAGGUAGGGAGCAAAGUGUCCUGGAGGCAAAAAGAUUGUAUCUUCUGAUGUAUAGCCUCACAGUUUUCAGUUCUUAUGGGGGGAAACUGGAAAAGGAAACUUGGCUUUUCUUCUUGCAAAUCUCCCCGCACAGCUGCAGAGACUUUGGAGGUUCAUGAGAGAAAUCAAACCGUCCCCAGGAGUCGGUACAGUCCUCAGAGGUCUGCAAACUAUCCCAAACACCCUCCACAUCCAGCCUUCAAACACACACACACACACACACACACACACACACACACACACACAUACACACACACACACACACACACUGCACUCUCAAACACACUUAGUAACCAUUAUCACAUCAUAUCGACUCCUGGCAGCAGAGUGUUUCAGGAAAAACAAAGUUUUGUGAAACUUUAUACUGCUGUGUGUCUUGGUUUGCAGGUUUUGUAGGACAAAUUUAUGCCGUGUGAGAUUGCUGAGUGUGUGAGCGUGUGUUUGUAUCACUUUUUAGAGCUCUGUGAGGACACUGAGUUAUUGAAAGGAUAUCUUGUGUAUUUUUGUGUGUCUGUUUGUACAGUUGUGUCAAACAUGAUCAUGUCCAGUGAAGAAUGAAACAGCUGAAAGUCAAUCUGAGGUUAAAGUACAUAGACCUAUAUAAUACCAAAAAACGACUUUAGUAGAGUUGAAAAUCAGGAUUUCUUGAUGAAAGGUAAUAGUUAACUGCAGUAAAUUGAAUUUUUAAACUCCUGUAAGAAAAAUUCAGUUUGAGUCAAGUUUGGCGCCCCCUAUGGACAUAGUAGUCUAGUAACUUUAACAAAUAAUCUCCUCCCAUGCACCAACUUUUGAAAGUGAAAUGUUUCAAUUAUUGUGAAUAUUUUAUGUAGAAACUUUAGAAACAAGGCUGCUUCAGGCAUAAGAAAUUAGGAUAAAGAAAUCUUUAAUGUCAUUGCUGAUGAUCUUGUUUGCUUUCAGAUGUUAUAAAAAGGUAGUUUUAUAAAUUUCAGUCUAUUUCAUUCACAUAAAAACUCCUUAUAGAGGCUUUAACAACAAAUUUAAAUAUUUUGCAUGUCCAAACUUUUCUAAAUCCAUAUUGACUAUGUUAAGUAAUUACCAGUAACUAGCAAUUACCAAUAACCAGUGGAUUGAAUCAAAUGAACACAACUGUAUUUAUGGCCAUGACUUUCAAAUUUGUUGUUCAAAUAAUUGCGAACCUGUGAUCCAAAACCAGACUCUCACGGUAGGAGACGACUUCAGUGUUUAUUCUGUGAAAAACAUGUUUGUUUGUUUGCACAAAAGGAAAUGUGUGGGGAUGCACGUGCAGAGUAUCUAAUCAGUUUCAAUUUGGUUUACAGUUAUUCUGAGGUUUUAAUGACUCACUGAUAUCCAGUGAUUCCUGGUAAAUGCAACAAUACUUAAACCUUUCAAGGGUUUCUCUGUUUAAUUUUUGUCCUGUAUGCAUAAAAUUAUGGUCACCUAUGACAUGACAUGCAACACCAGGAAGCUCAUGGCGUCAAUGAGACUCAUGUCUCUCUCAGUGUUGACAGUCUGUACCCAGUUAUGGAGCCCUGCAGUCAGCUUAAUUGAUUUAGCUUCAUUGACAGGUCUGUAGGGACUCCAGUGCUCUGCAGACAGAUGAUGGUGCAGUUGCCUGCUGACUUCAAUCCGAUUAGCUACACCUGUAUGCUUAGCUUGUACAAGUGCAGGGUCAUUUUAUUGAAAUUAAAUGCAAUUUUUGUUUUACUUGUUAAAUUUGCGACCUGAAAACACAGGGUUGGUGUUUUUUCCAUAACAGCGGCAGCAAGAGAGUAGGCUCCUGUACAGCUUGCCGGAGUGGCAAAAGAGCCGUGCCACUUCAAAUAAAUUAAUCCAUUUUUGACCUCAUUAGCAUUGGGAUUAACGCAUUAAUGCCAGCAGCCCUAAUUAAAGGGAUUUUGGGGAUAUUUAAUCCACUCAGGAACUAAAAGUAAAGCAUAAGUAACUCUGCAUCAGGAAAAUUUAAAACUUUGAAUUCUGACAGUAAUACUCUAAAUUCUCUUAAAGUCAAGUCAUGUCUAUCUUAAGUGCUUUUUUGAUUUGAUAUAAGAAGUAUAAUAAGUGAAAUGAAUUGAUUUAGGUACCAAUAACAGUUUUAAAAGACAGCUAGAGUCUCAAACCCCACAUUCAAAACAGACAUCCUAUACACGUAAGAUAACUGUUAUAUGACACCACCAUUGAUGUUUUGAGAGGAUAUGCAGUGAAUCAAAGGGACAUUCGAGUGUGUGUGUGUGUGUGUGUGUGUGUGUGUGUGUGAGAUCAUCCAAGCAUCUCUUUGCAUGUCGAUGCUCCUUCUUGGAAUAAAGGGGCAGCUGCCCUCAAAAGUAAACAAAUCCAUCUGCCGCUCUCAUGUUUGUCUCCCAGCAUACUCCUGGGUUUCUCGCUCUUCUCGUGUGUUUGGCGACCGAACUCCAGCCGCAGUGUUGGGCUCAGCCUGGGCUCGAGCAGCAGAACCGCUGUCAUCUUUAAUUCACAUGGCCCUGCUGUUUGUCUCUGUCCCUGUCUGCUUUGUGCUGGAGAGGGCCAAAAUUCCCUCGUCCAAUCAUCAUUCACCCUGCUCCUCCGCCUGCCUCGGUUUGGGUCAGGAGUGUGAAAAGAAAGAUAAAGUAGGAGGAAGAUGGAUGAAGAGGACAAAUAAAGGAUAUGUGAGAGGAAGAGAUGGGAUGAGAGGUGGAGUUAAAAAUAUGCUGGAGGGAGUGAACCAAAAAAUGAGAAUGAAUGACGUGAGUUUCUGUGGGGUAAAAAGAAGAGAUAAACACGUUUUUCUUCUACCCUCUCUGCUGGUCUGCAUGUAAUGAGCCCUGCAUGUCCUCAGCUGAUCCCCUCUAUCAAACAGCACAUCACUAUGAACUAAAUGCUUUGGGAGGGGCCUUUAUCUCACAGCUCAGUUUCAGCUCCACUGAUAAUAACUGCUCUAUCGCUCCUCUGUCCUCUGUACAGACUCUGGAGCUCUCCUCUGUAAGAGUGCUCUUCUCUUUAUGCUAAAACACACUCUUCAAAUCUGGAGCCACUAUUAUUCCCUCAGGAUGUGUACACUUGCAGCGUUUUGACGGGAAGCACAGUCUCCCCUAAAGGGUUUCAGAAAUGCAAAUAGAUGCUUUAAACAUGGAUUCAAAAUUAAAAGUCAAAAUGCUCUCAGAUUUUAAAACCUACCCGAUCAUUUAAGUGUCCUUAGAGUUUCAGAGCUGCUGGUAUUUGAAGUUAAUGAGUUUUUUUUAAUUAUGAACAUACAGUAUGUGAACACAGUAUGUCACCAAUUAAAAUCUAAACCUAUUCUUGAGAGACCCUCGGAAAUCGACUGUGCCUCUGCAACAUGGAACUAUGUGGUAGUUAUAGACGCAUAAAUCCAUAAUCUGCAUUAAAAGCACAGUCUUAAACUUUUUCAAUUUUUAUAACUAUGUCGACUGGGAAUAUGCACUCGGCUAAAGAAACAAUGACUAUGCUCAGAAAUUUAGUUGCAUGAGUGAAUCUAAGUUUAACUUUCAAAUUAAAACAUUAAACUGAGGCCGUCAAAGUUAACGCAUCAGUGGCAUGUUAACGUAUUAACUGUAUUAUUGUAUUGACUGUUUUUAAACACAUGACUAAUGCUGACACAUUCUGUAAUCUUUAUUAUACAUCAUAUUUGUCUGUAACAUGGCCCCGCUGUAAAUGGUGUAACUGCAGUACCAACUAAUACCACUAGAUCUGAGUAUUUGGGGACUGUCCAGAUCCAAUCUUUCCAUAACCAAAGUAUCUAUGAUGAUUUUACGCAUUAGUUCAAGUGAAUUGGUGCUUAUUUCUGUUAAGAGCCAACAAUGUAAAACAAAGGGUGCCAUCUUUGUUUUGGUCAGAGGCUGUUCCCGGUAUCAGCUGACCUGACAAGGUCUAAUCAGAAGCCAGUAAAGCCUCAGCAGAACAGUGAUAAUAAAAUUAGCAACAAAGUGGAAUUUUUACUUUAGUUGUGAUACACGAGGUCUGUUUUUUGUGUUGAGCUGCAAUAAACAACAGAGGUGUUUAUUUAACUGGUACUAGUGUACAGUUGGACUGGUAUUACUGUGCCAUGAUACAGUCAGGUCAGUAUGAGCCUCUGUUGUUACUGUGUCGGCUUGACUUGGUCAUAUUUUGCCCUCUGCGUAUUUUUGGUGCAUACAGCACUUUUGAGGUUAUUCUGGAGACUUUUCCUUGACAGUAACAUACUGCUAAUUUUACUACUAACAAUAAUAAUAAUAAAAAAGAUAAUGUCAGUGCGAUUGCAAAAAGCAUGUGUAUUUGUCUACUUCCAUUAGGGCUGGGCAAUAAACCAAAAAUUUACAGAUACCGAAAUUUUCGACAAUAACUGAAGUCAUUUUGCCCAAAUCAGUAUAUUCAGUGUCAAAUAAAUAAAUAACAGUUAGUUUUGGAUGUGUGUAGGAAGGCUAUGGUCUCAUGUCCCUUUAAGACACUGUCCUACAUCAGAGAUAUGACUCCACCCCAUCCAGUCUGUAACAAAGAGGGAAAGACAGGUGAGGAGGUGGAGGACGGUUCAAAAGUUGGAGUGGCUGUAGUGGCGGCCGAAGUCAACAAAGUUAAUGUGGGAGGGGGUGAGCAGCUUGCGGAGUAGUUAUUGUCCAUUUAUCAUUAUCGAGGUGAACUGCUCAAUAUACUGUGAUAUUGAUUUGAGGCCAUAUCGCCCAGCCCUAACUCCUGUUUUUAAUCAGAGCAUUAAAAUCUCUACAAAUACCCCUCUGUCACAUCUCCAAUAAUGUGCGAUUAAUUGUGAGUUAACUAUGGGCUACCAUGCGAUUAAUCGUGAUCUUAAAAAGUAAUCAUUGGACAGCCCUAAUUAAAACUACAGGGAUGUGAAAAAUGUCUUUUCACCGAAUGAGCACUAAGAUGACCACAGCUGUAGGAAGUGAAGAAUCUGUGUCUGCUCUGAUACUCACCAUCCUCUAAGUCUUUCAGUGUUCACCUCUUUCGUGUCUUUGCUCUUCACCAUAAUCCGUCUCUGGUGGGUGCAUGUGUCUUUGCACAGAGCAGUGGACAUACAGAGUGGUCCAUGAGAAGAAUUUAAAUUUGUACUGCUGUCCUAACCCCGCACUGACCCCGAUAAUCUCUGGCAGGAGAGCAGCAGGGUUUGGAUGGGAGUGAGCAGAGAGUGUGCAAUUUUUAUCUUUCUCUGGGAGGCAGCAGGACUCAGCACACAUUGAUAACCUGCCCGAGUUUACAUCUUGUUUCUGUCUGAAUGUCAAACAUCCAAGAGUCUCGUUCCAUCUGCAAAUCCAGCUGAAUAAAACUUUUCAGGAAAGCUACUUUCCCUGCAUUAAUUUUCGUUGGUUUAAAGCAUAUACAUCAGAGCGUUUCACCCUCAUCGAGUGCCGCUCAGAUUCAUGUCUUUAAUAUUCUCGCUGGAUGAUGAAGUAUUUUCAGACAGCCUCAUCAGAUUUGCUCUCGUUUUCUUAACUCACUUGUAUUCUGGCCUGAGGAGUAACUGAAGUGGCUGUUUUAAAUCCUUAAUGCUAUAAAUUGGAGUGGGAUUUGCUGUUCGAUAAUUACCUCCCAAAGCAUCAAUCACACGUGUCCGGAGAAAGAGGAGCGCCAAGAGACACGGAGGAUAGCACACUGCAUGACUAAGGCUUCGGAUUGAGAGUUUUUACACGUUUUUCAGAUCGACUCUUCACUUCUCCUCCAGCAGAGACUUGUCAAUAGUCUCAUUGAAUGAUCAAACUAGUCUAGGGAAGCGAUUAUGGAGAGGACACAUGGCUGAGUGAUUUCUUAUUUCCAUUAGAGGAGAAGUAAAAGAAGAUGGAGUGGGGUGUAGUAGUGUGUCACGAGAAGAAAAGAUAAAGUUUUCUUUGUGUUUUAGGAAAAGAAUGGAGGAAAUAAAAGAGUCUGAAAGACACAAUGUAAGAGUGAAGGACAGAAACACUCAACCAGCUGAGAGGCCUCCUGUUUCUCCUUCUGGUCCCUUUUCUUCUCUCCCAGAGGAACUGUUGAAAGUUUAAAGACUGACUGAGAUGCUGCAACAUUACCUGUGCUCUGACAAGAGACAGCAGCACAAACUAUCUCCAAACACAUGCAGAUGCAUUUAUGGUAGUAUUAGUGGAUGUAUUAAAGCUAAUUUAAUAGAGAACAACUUCAUAAAUAGAGAAUGAUGGGCUGCCAGAAAUACAAAUAAGCUCAGGAGUUGCUUGCAUAAGAUGACUUGCUGUUAAAAUGUGCAAUGCAGCAAAAGUUCAGAGAGCUCAUAGGUAAAUAGGACUGUUCUUAUUUCUUCUCUAAUCAUCACAAAAGUCUGAAUACAUGAAUAACUUCUCAGCUAAUGUUCUCUCUGCAUCAUUAGAACAAAUGUAGUCCAAAUGUGUAUUUCUCAACAAACUGCAAAAACAACCUUGGUUGGUGUCAUUUCGCAUAAUUACUCGAAACAGAGUUUUGUUAUGUCAGUAUCAAACAGAGCACGAGGAGCGACAUGAUUCUCAUCGGCAGUCUUUUGCACAUCAUAAAUAUUCAAAGGUUCAUAGUGAUAUGUGGAAGUGUCGGUGGAUCUGCUUGACAUAGUGAAGAAAAGUUUCUAAGAUGGAUGACCUAUUCCUCUCAUUACCCAACUUAUAAACUAAUCACCGAACUGUGUCCAAUACUUGAUUCUGAUUGGACAAAACUGCCAAACAACCUAACCUUGAGGACAUUUUCGAUUCUGAAAAGGAAGAGCGACUCAAGAGACAACCGGAUCACACGCAUCAUAUCCAAUCGAUCCAUGGAAAGGACUUCUGUUGACACUAACGGAAACACUUUUGUACUUUCCUGGGGAAGUGGUGACAGUUACAGUUGAGGUGUGAAAACAGCCUGAGGACUGACUGGACCCCUGCUAUCUCGGAGAGGAAAAAGUAGAGCAACACCCUCUCCUGAAGACCCUCAGUUAAUUUUUGUACCUACUCGUUGCUGAGUUAAAAUCAGGAUUCUGUUCAGUGAACUGGUUGUAAAGCAUACCUGAACCUUGGACUGGGUGAUUAGGCAAAAAAAAAAAAAAUUGAUCACAAUAUAUUUUGUCGUAUUGACCGAUCUCGAUGAUUAUCACUAUUUUUUUUUAUAACUGCGAGUUUUAAAGCAACUGGACUAAAAACUAAAGAAAUUAGAUUAGUUCAACAUUUCAUUAACAAAGUGAAUAACAAAGCAAAUUGAAUAAGAUAAACUUAAAAAAUAUACAUAAAAAACAUUUUAAUUCAACAGAACAACAAAUGUAGAUAAAUACUAAAUAAUACUAGUAGACAACCAAAAUAGACAAAUCACCCCCUCAGAGAUAAUGAAGAUGCCUUAAAAUGUAAACAUUAUAUAAUGUAAACAUACAUGAUACAGUUGAUUGCUGCUUUGGUCUGUUGGCUGCACCACUAAUUGGGGCCAAGCUGUUAAUUCUACUUGUGCUAUCAGCAGUGACAGGCUGUGCAGACUCCGCUCGCGUUUUCAUUCUUUUCGCAUCAUCACUCAGGAAAUACAUCUUCAAAUGAUUAAACCGAUCUGUCGUGUUGCCGGUUUGUGAGGGCACUAACCGCUGACAUACUUUUCACAUCGGCUUAAUUGCUCGACAUCACUUUGGAGAUACCCAAACCACCAGAGAGAGACAGUCUAUACAUUCAGUUUAAUAAGCAUUAUCCCCAACUUUAAACAUCUUCAGGCUCAUGUCUGAUUUAUGUCAGAUACAUGCACAAAUUAACCCCUCUGUCUGCAUGUCUUCCUUAAGCUCGUUGAUAUAAACUGAAUGAUUACAAUUGUUGAAAAGUAUUUCACUAUAAAUGAGUAUUUAUGAGCCCUCAGAUCACAAACCCUCUCUGUAGUAUUGUACAACCAUUAUUAUGUUAGACCAUCUGUACCUGGUGUGAAUGAUCAGCAGAGCUGCAGUGAUGGAACAGAAACGUUACAACCUUGAAUAUCAAUGAGAGCAAAUCAGUGUCUGGGUGUCUGAGUGAAAUUUACAUUAAACUGUAAAGGUUAUCAGUUAAUAAUAGAAUCAGGAAGCUUUAGUCAUGAAUGUAAAACAUACCCAGGUUUUAAAGUGUUGGGGAGAAAACUUUAAAGCUGAUGGCUUCGAGGUAUGAGGCCCCGUAUUGAGUUUCUUCCUGCUAUUAAAAGAUAAGGGUCAGCCACUGACUCAGAUCUGCCUUUAAGACUUAAAAUAAUAGGUGAGGAAACUUGUGAAAGCUCAUUGCAAACACAGAAGCAAUUUGAAUGGCUUUGUAGCCAAAGAAAAGGCGGAGCAGCUUAAGAAAUCUGAAUCAAAUUCAUUUAAACCACAACAGAACAAUGAUCGAUGAAAUGAGUCACAAUGAUGUUAAAAUCGAACUGAAUAAGUUGUCAAAAUGAGAUUAAAUGAAACAAAAUGGAUGAAUUCAAGUUACAGAGAUAAUAGCAGUUCAGUAGUUACAAGUUUCCCCUGGAGAAAUAAAGAAUCGAAGUGUGGCAGCAAGUACAAUAAAUCAAAGAAGUAACCGAGUUUCAACCUCGACUUCUAAGUGAGGGUUCAUGCUCAGUUCAUAGCCUGAUUCAGAGUUCAGAUUAGGCACAAAACAUCAGGAAAAUAAGAAAACUGUGGGCCACAGUGGUGGGGAUCUUUGCAUGGAUUAAUCUGCUCCUCAGAUCUCAAACAGCCACAAAUUAAAAACAAAGUUUGUCCUCUUAUCUGGCAUUUUGCUGCAAUGUCCGGCUCCUCUUAGUCUUUUUGAAAAGAUCAAAGUUUUGGCUCUGAUUCAACCUCAGAGGCAGUUCUGCUUGUGCGUGACCAUCUCCGUUAACUCAACUGUGCAGAAUUGCAUUAUGUGGAUCAACAAAGCCAGUUUCCACAUUUAUUAUCUCUGAGGGCGAGUUGUGAUUUGGUAUCCAACAGUUUUUGACUGUCUGUACUUGGAAGCAUGAAUGAAUUUCGCCUGCAGCUCCACGCAGCACAGCCAACAUCCUGAUCUGCAACAAAAAAGGAAACAUUUGUGAAUUUUGUCUCUGGGUAAAACAGUCGUAGACUUCCACGGUUUAUGGUUUUAUUUGAGGUAAUUCAUUGCCACACUUGAAAUGUGAAGCACACUUAUGAAAGUAACAGGAGAUCCAAAGAACCAGCAGUGAGACUUUAGAGCCACUCAGUUAUUGUACUUUUGUGUAUGUUUCUCUGUGUGUGUGGAUUAUCUUUGUCUUUCUGUACACAGCUGAGCUCUGCUGAGCUGGAGGACAAAGCAUGAUCAUCAAUCAUGAGCCUGUUUGAGUGUGUAACAACUGCAGGACCAAAUUAAGAACCCAUUCCUCAUGUGUCACAUUAGUUUCUUCCUCUCCUCAUAAUUUCAGCCUCCACUAAAUGAACAUGAAUGGCGCAUAAAUUAGUGUCCAAGUGUGUAAACUCUGACAGUCAGUCAUAGCGACUAUAAGUCAAAGAAAGUAAACAAGAGUUUAGAUAUGCUGGUGGUUGGAGGGGAGAGGGAGAGGGAGAUGGAGAGGGGGAGUGGGAGAAAUAAAAAUAAAGCAGAUGCGGAAAAGAGCAGAGCGGAGUUUAGAGCCCUGGAAGCCUCUGAGGUGUUUAUAAUAUCGCUGACGCACAGACACAUACUGAGCCUGACAAAGUUGACCAUACAGCAACUGCAGCUACCUGAUUAUUAUUAUGGUUAUAUUUAACACUUGAUCCUGAUUGGUCAGUACGCUAUGUUCGCAGUCUCUUAUUUCCAGUGUUGCGCAUGAACACGAUGAAAUGAAAGAGUUCUUUGAAUGCCUCUUUGUUAUUGUGAAGUUUGAACUGAACUGCGAAACACUCAUAAUCAGAAACAUGAACAGAGUUUACUCCAAGGACAGUGGAUGACUGCUAUCAUCACAGAAGGAGUCUGUUUAAUGGUCAACUUCUAUCACUGCCCCAUCCCCCCAUUCUCUUCCUCGGCAGUCUUAUGAUACGCCUCCUCUGAUGCCACCCCUUUUAUUUCUCUGUGCAAUAACUGCAGCAUCAAGAACAGCAGCUUCAACUCAAUUAUAUCCGAUUUGGUUUCCUUGGAGAAAACAUAACAAGACCGGCAAUAUAAUGAGUAUGGACAUUGCAUGAAAUCUGCCACUAUGGCUUGUGUAUAGCACAGGCACAGCAUGGGGCUGAUGCAGCAGCCAGUGAGUCUCAAAGUAACACUAUUGUUACUGUGAUUGUGACUUUUUUGUGGCCACAACGAUCCUUAAUCUAAAAUCUGAUCUCCUCGACCAGACUUUUUCCACCUUGGCAUCUGAAACUGUGAGUGUACUAGACCAUUGUCAACAAAGGAAAUAUAAUGUAUAUGUGACUAUAGUGAGCAGGCUGUUGUAGACUGUUCUGUAAAGGCCUACUAAAACAACUUCUCCUUGGCUUUUAACACCCAGUAGGAGGUUGACUUUAUUUUAUUGAUUUUAUUGAUUGUGUUUGUUUUUAUUUGAUUUCACUGUAUUUUAUCUCAUUUUAUUUUGACCUUAUUUAUUGUGCUUCUGUUGUGUUAUUUAUUGUAUUUUAUAUCUUGCUGUGCAGCACUUUGGAAACCUUGCGUUUGCUUAAAUUGUGCUAUAUAAAUAAAACGUAUUGGAUUAGAUUGGAUGAAACCCAGUCACAGUCACUAGAACAUUAUACCUGAAUUAAAUUAUGUAUUGGGGGAAGGUCAGGCAACAUUAGUUCUCCUCAAUUAAAAAAUUAACAUACUGCUAUUGCACCUACAACAUCUUUCUCAGUCUUACAACCUCAAACUUUUCAUUGUAAACACUUCUUAUGCUAAUGGCUGGACUCAAAGCAUGAGCAGAGCAUCUUCAUGUACGCACAUGCACUGGUAAUUACUUGUGCAUGCGUAUGUGCUUGGUCCAUGUCUGCAGGCAUGUAUAUGCCCUGUAUGUCUGUAUCAGUGCGAAGCAGAUUUCAUGCCUAUUGCUGCCUGUCUGCUCAUGAGCUGUAUUCCCUCUGUGUCUGAUGUGCUACAUGGCUGCCAAGUGGGAUUAUGGAAAAGAACAGCAAAGUAUGAGGUGUUCAUCCUGUCCGUGCCAGGAUGGGGUUAUAAUGCACAACACAGCAUUAAACCAAUACAGCACAAUGCAGAGAGUAAAGUGGAGCAGCUUUGAUCUACACACCGAUCACUGACAACAUUAUGACCACAGACAGGUGAAUUUGAAGACAGAGAUUACCUCUUUACAAUGGCACCUGACAGCGUGUGAAUUAUGUUCAGCAGUGAGCAAAAACCCCUGUCCUUAGUGUUUAUGUGUGGGAGCUGGAAAAAAUGGGAGAGUGUAAAGGUGUGAGCAGCUAUAAAUACAGCCAAAUUAUGAUGGCUGUGACUGGGUCAGAGCAUCUCCAAAAGUGCAGCUCUUCUGUGGUGUUUCUGGUAGGGAGCCGAAAGUAGUCCAAAGAAGGAGAACUGUUGAACGAACACUGAGGCAAUAAGAAGUAAAGACUCAGUAUUGACUGUGGGGAGCUGAGGAUGAGCUGUGAGGUCCAACAAAGAAGUUACUAGGAGUCGAACUGCUGAAAAAACUUAAUGCUUGGUCUGAGUGUUUGAGUGAGGGGCUGCAUUAAAAUUAUAUCAGGUGGACUUUGAUUGCAGAUGAACCCUGGAUGAGGAGGUGAUGGCUGUAUGACAUGUUUCAGGUCCCAAGACUGACAUUGCACCUCCUGAAAUGUGGCUGUUUCAUUUGCACACAUUGGGACUUUUAUUUAUGGACAUGCUAAGAGGCUGUGCAAAAAUAUCAAAACAAAUUCUUUGGCAAAACCACCACCAACAACAAAUUAAACCCUCUAGGUCAAAAUAGAAACAGGCAUUAAAAAUAACGUGCCAGAAAUGUAGUCAAUAGCACCACUGUCCCAAUCUUCAGAAAUAAACUUUCAUAAGUCUCAGCAGUUUUGUGAUUUUUUUCAUUUAUAAAACUAAUUUUUAUGCAUGUGAACAGAAUUACACCUAAAAUAAUCUGUACAUGUGUAAAUAAGCAAAGUAGUGGAAUCAGAUCCAGAAGUGUAGAGAAGUUUGGUGCAAAUCAGGACAUCGAAUGGUUUUGAAAGAAAGCUAACUCUGUUCCAUGUUGGAUAAUAAGAAGGCGAGGUUCAUCUGGAGGCCAUUAGUUCCAUUAAUGGUCUCAUAACCAGUUUAAAAAAACACCUUCUGUUUUGGAAGACUGUUCGUUAUAAGACUGUUACAUAAAGGUGAAUUGUGCAACAAAGCUGAUAAGCCUCCUCUUUGGACUCUUUGGCACAACAUGGUCUUGUCGUCAGCAGUGCCAAUUUGUUCAUCCAUGUUGACCAAAGUCUGGCCAGAUUUGGUUUAACCAGCAAGUAAACAGCAGACACAUUCUCAACAGACAAUCUGGCAGUACAUUCUGGCAGUAGGACUUAACGAUUUUGGAGAAUAAUCUAAUUGCAAUUUUUUUUUUCUCAAUAUUGUGAUUGCCGUUUGUAAUGCAAUUAUUUUUUCAAGGCCCUCUUCUAAUGUAUUUUUCAAUAAACACAAAGAACAAAUCAAUCUGUAUUACAGUAAACAAUAUCAGAUUUAUUAAACAUAAAUUGUUCUUUCUGGCGAUAAUAGUUUCAUACAAACACACACAGGUUCUCUCUCUGCGCACACACUAUUGCGUACACACAUGCACACGUCAUCAUGUACGUCAUGAUAUUCAUCUACAUACUGAUGGCGAGAUGUAAUUGUUGCCCAAAACACCGGAGUCAGGUCUAUUCAUUCAGCUGUGCUGCCGUCACUGUAUUGGAUGUGUUUUCCGUCGUUAUGCCAACGUGGUUUGAAGUUAAAGUGCUGGUCACUGGUGUUUUAGCCAUUCAACUAUCUUACAUGGCUUUGUUGUGUUUUUUAAAGUGUUGAUAAAGGUUCUUAGUUUUACCUCCUGAUGUAGCAACAGUGGCAUGGCAGGUUCUGCACAUGUUGCCAAGGAACAUCUUUUUUGCCAAAAUAAAUCCACACAACUGCUCCUCUGUGGUACUAAACUUUCUGCAGUGUCAGCUUCUGUAGUGGAAUUAGGCCAUUGUGCAACAGAGUCCUGUGUUGACUUCUCUCUACACCUGCUCUGCUUCACUAGCAAGUCAUGUGACCAGAUCACGUGACCAGUCAAGAUCGCAGCCUUCAGAGUUAGAAAAUUGCAUUUUAUCAUACCACAAAGUAAUCGCAAAUGCCAGUAAUCAUUCAGUCCUAACUCUGGCACUAAUUAAGGAUGAGGAGCAGCUGUGGAGGUAGCAGAUUUGGGGUGUUUAAUAAUGAGCCAUACGAUGCAUCACAGAGCAGCAGACUGAGGAUGAUAUGUAAGCAAAGACAGGAAGCGCUAAAGGAACGAGAAAAAUCUGAAGGUAGAGGGGUUUGAAGGAAAGAGGACAUGGCAUCACAAACAAACACACCAGUUUUUCCCUCUCAAGUCAUGCACACAGAGGUUGUCCUUUUUGCCCUUUCUGAUCCCACAACACAUCAAAAUGCACCUCAGACUUCUUCAGACUGCAGCUUCACCCUAUAACUGAGGUCAAACACAACCUUUGCAACUCACAUCUCUUCAUGCAGCCUGCAGAGCCUGACAGACUUAUUGGUUUGUGUGUGUGCGCAUGUCUGUCUUUGUGUGUGUUCUGACUUUAUGAUGUGCUUAUUGAUGCAAAAUAAAUAAAUAAAAAUAAAGAGGAACUUUCAGUGUACUGCAAUAGAUUUAAAAACUAAAAUAAGAUGAAUAGAUAAUUAUCACUUAUGUGUUAUGCUGAUUUAAGCAUAUAGCUCCUUUGCUUUGAUACUUGAGUCUGCAGUAUUAGAACCACGCCGAUGAUUUCCCUUGAUCAGAUUUUAAAAAAGCUAAACGCACUCAUAUAUACAACUUAAGUGACUAAACUGCUGUUGCAGCAUUUUGCAGUAAAAAGCAGAGGCUUUGAUAUAUUGUAAAGUGUGUAUGUUUGUUUGUACUUCUUUGUGAUGGUGCAUUAACGGUGGCCUUAAAACUUUAUCAGGUUAUUUCAAUGAAUUUAGGAUGUGGCUGGGGCAACACAGCAGGCAGCUCGAUAUUGUUCACUCUCAGUUAUUGUAUUUUUAUGAUUGUAGGGGGCCAGAGUUAUUAACAAGAUUUUAGAUUUUGUUUAUUGUGAGUUUUCUUGUUUGUCACUCCCAUCUAAUAGACACUACAACAACUCUGAGAGAAAUUGGAGCCUCAUUGUUCUGUAUGCUGUAUCAGCCUCAUUCUGAUUGUGUGUGUGCGUGUGUGCGCAGCAUCCUGACAGACCAAAGUAAAGACUUAUGGUGCAUGACGGACAACCAAAAUGCUUCAGAUGUCACCUCGUCUUUCCCUCAUAAACUCUCUCUCUCUCUCUCUCUCUCUCUCUCUCACUCUCUCUCUCUCCUCCCCUCUGCACCACCUAACACCCUUCUCUCCCCUUCCAUCCUUCCUUUUCUCUCAUCUCCUUUGUUCCAUCUAUUCAUCCUCCCCUCAUUCCCUUGUUCAUUUUCCUCCAUUAGGCUGUUUGAACAUGAACAAGCUUUUGGUCUUCUGUCAGUGAUAGGAUGUUUGGCAGCUUUUCCAGCAGCUUCAUAUGGAUAUAAAACUGCCUGACUCUGCUUUCAUACUCUGGCUCCUUGUUUUGGUGCUCGGUGGUUUGCACUUGCAUGUCAUUAAAGUCAGGGGGCUGGGAGUCUCAGGAGACUGGAUGGCUAUUUGUUGCUCUUUCAUCAUAAUGCACAGCAAGGAUUUCUAAAAAUAAAAGAGUCCAUGCAGGGUGGAGACCUCACUCAACCAACGUGUGAAUAAAUACUCUUAUAUGAGGAUCAAAACAUCCGGAGUCAUUUCUGUAAGUUUCAAUCAAUCGAUGUCCAAAGUCAAACCAGAUUUCACCAGCAAAUGAACUCCUGCUAUGAACACAGUCACGCACAAAGAUGGCAAAUUUAAGAUCUCAAACUGUAACUAGUGUGGCUACAAUGAUUUUAUCACAGUGCAUCAUAGGCACCUACAAAAAUCAACCAAAAGACCUGGGUUCCGUUUCACGAAGGUGGUUCAACAAACUCUGAUUCAAAUCCUUAACUCUGAGUUGAUCUACUCUGAGAUAGGAAACUCUGAGUUUCCGGUUUCACAACACCUGAUUUGAGUCAGUUUUAGCAACUCUGAGUAGUUUGACCUGGAGUUAAGCACGUGCACGCCAGACAUAAACAGCCAGCAUCUGUGGAGCCCAGAUUCAUUGAUCAACCAAUGGAAACAGGGAGAAGGAGGGGGCAGCAGCAAGCCAACGGCGAAUUACAGCACGUUUUUAAAAGAAAGUGCAAUACAGCAGCAGCUGCAAAGGAGAGGGAGAGGGCAUGGGAGGAAAUCGCUGCUCGCGUCAAUGCGUAACUUUAAAUCUAGUCUUGUGCAAUCACAAUGACAGACUGUUGCAGGGGAAACUGCUUGCAUGGAGCAAAUUAAUUUAUUUUAUGUAGGUGCAAUCCAGCGGGUCAAAAAUGCACUUGGCAGCAGCUGAAAAUUAAAUUUAAAAACAUUGUGCAAACAGGUGAGACAUUGGCAUUUUCUCAUGUUUUACAUUGUCAAGUAAGUAUUAAGUGGCAGUUUGAUCCCUUAAAAAAUGCUCUUUUCACACUCAAAAAUGAAUUUUACUCUCUUAUUAUGUUCUGUUAAAUGAUUCGGAAUAUUAAACUAACUCUCAGUAUGUAUAUGUACAUAUAUUAAACUAACACACACUACACUCAAUAUUAGACUUUCACUCAGCAAACAGAAAGAGGGCAGAUGCCAGAAAAACGGGUGAUUUCGGGGUUAACAGACUCUGAGUUUCCAUUAAACCUGCUACAUGAAACGGACCCCUGAGCUACAUUCAAUCCCACUCCCCAGGAAUCAUAGUCUGUUUCCCUCCAGUGUCUGUUGAUCCCAUCAGAUAUCUGGGGGUCUUUCUGCCUUUAGAGCUGAACCAUCACAGCUUCAAACCAUCACAGCUGCAUUGCCUGUGCCAGAGUAGUCUUCUUUUCCUUAUUUUAAAGCUCUCUCCUUUUCAAUGUCUUAACUUUCUUGUCACAGGACCUGUUAUGUGCCAAAUAUCUAAAUGUUAAAUGAAAUAUAAAACAUGUAAAAAUUUCAUCUUUUUGAGACUUAACUCUAAUCAUUAAUUCCCGUCAACUUUUCAAGCCUACAAAGACCAGCUUAUCAAAUAAAGAGCAAAAUAGUAGAAACUAGAAAAGUCACUCUGGGAAAUUUUGAAAGUGCCACAAAAACUACUGCCAGGGUGUGUAAAUUAUUAGGGGAUUCUUAAGAGAUGUCACAUAGUUAAUACUAUUGAAACUACUGUAAUAUUAUAUACAAGGAGCACACCACAAACAUUCUUUAACUACAGUGAUUGCCCCCCCCCCUCCCCAUUUUUUUGCUUGUCCCAUUGACUUAACUGCAAAUUUUUUCCACAGUUUUUUGUGACUUACGUAACGAAAAUUCAUAUAAAAUAGAUAAUAAGAGCACACCGUUCCCAAUUAAAACACACAUAUUGAUAUAUAAUUUGUCCUACAACUGUUUAAGCUGUUGAACUAAUAGCAAAUCAAAAUUUGUCCAGAAGAGGAAUAAGAAAAAAUCCACAGUAUAACAAUAAUGCUUCGGGGCCUUCUGUAAGGUCUGUAGCAUCUCGAUUGUAAAGGAGCCAGUGCCUUGGUGUGUUUACCCUGUGGCCCUAAUUAGGAUUCUAGUUGAGAGUCAGCUUUUUAUCGUUAAUCAAAUUGCUCUGAAAAUGAUUUAAUGAUGCAGUGAUUUCAGAGCAGUCCCUGAUUAGUGAAUUGGUCUCAGCUGUGGGCCUGGCCUGAGGCUCACAGGUUGCUACGACGAUAGACGCACCGCAGGCUGAGGCAGCCAAACGUCCAGAAAAAUAGCGACUUUGUCUCAGCGCUGUUCUUAGAUUUGGGUUUAUUCUGACAAAACAGUAGCUCAUAUCAGAAAAAAAGCAAACCCUGGUCAUCACAAGAACUUCCUGAACACUUUGAUAUGAUUUUGGUGUUUUUACAGUAAUUAGUUUGGACAUACUUGCAAGUUGUAUACAGGAGUCCCUUCUGCCUCACUCAGAAAAUCUUUGUAUUAGCGUCAAUGAAGAGCAGAAAGAGACAUUGCCACACUUAGAGGCUCAGUAUUUAAAUUCUGUAAGUCUCUCUGCUUAGAUGAACACAUGGUUGGAGACAGAACAAGUGUGUCUGCAACUGUGGAAAAACUAUGCAUGUAGAGUGUCAUUUGUGGCUGGGAGGAGAGUGAAAAGAGAAAAGUUUCAGGCAAUUUCAUGCAACUUCUCUCACUCUAGCCGAUAAUGUCAACCAAUCUAUCGCAAAAAUUUUACACGACACACUCCCAUUAUAAUCUCAGAAUUUCUCCAAAAUUGACCAUGGUCAUUGAACAGUGAAUGAUCAAAAACCUGUUGAGACUUGGAUUAAUACUCCAAAAGACAAGGUGUCUACAUUUUAAAGUUUAAAACUCUUUUUUUUUUUUUUUGUUGUUGAUUUCAAUGCUAAAUUUUUCCAUAGUUUUUCCAUAACCCAUAAAGAAAAGUAAUAGCACACCAUUCUGAUGUUCGAAAGAUAAGUUGUUCUACAACUCUUCAAGCUGUAGGACUGAAUAGAAAUUUGGAGGAAUAAGGAGGAAUAAAAAAAGAAACCCACAGUAUAAGAGUAGUACCUUGGUGCAUUUGCCCCGUGACCAAAACUAGGUCUUGGACAUUCAGACCUGUUCUCAGCCUGGACAUUUUAUGACUCUUCUGUAGUGUGUGUGUGUGUGUGUGUGUGUGUGUGUGUGUGUGUGUGUGUGUGUGUGUGUGUGUGUGUGUGUGUGUGUGUGUGUGAAAGUGGGAGACAGAGGGAAGAGACGGACAGACUGACAGAGAGGGAAAGGGCAGAAGAGAUCGAUGACAGUGGUCUGAUAAAGUCUUUUAUAGGUGCUUGUGUGAAAAAUGUCACCCAUUUGUUUCAGCCGCUCAGACAGAGUUGAGAUUCUGUGACAUUAUACGAUGCAAUGAUCAAAAAAAGACGGUUUUCACAGCUUUACUAUAAAACAGCCUCAUACCCUCUGAAUGUGUGUGCUUAAGACCCGUAAAACAUAUGAAAUAAAGUAUUCAGUUUUUUAGUGGUCAUGCUGUAAAAAAUCCACUAAGUGUCAUUUUAAGGUCGCAACAUAACCGUUUGCUCGCUCUACCAUGUGUGCAUUAGUGCAUACAUGAAGCUUUGAGGUCACGAGGGGGAACCAGCCUGAUGAUGAAUGGACGUGUCACUUGAUACAAGCUUGUUAAUAACCCAUGACUGCUGAACCCAGUGCUUGAUGUGCAGGGCUCCAGUUUAAGGCGUUCAACCACACCCACAUCAUUCUUCCUCCAUGUCUCUCUGUCUCUGUCAAUGCCGUCCAACCCCUCUCCUCCUUUCUUUUCUUUAAGCUUGUAAAAGUAAGUGAAGGUCAGAGCAGAAGCAGAGAGAAACAGCGUUCAGUGGUGCAAAGUGUGGCCAAGCUGAAGCUGAGUGACGGGUAGGAUUGUUCCUUCAGCGAAAUAUGAUGAAUUAGAUAGGAUCACCGCAGAAGCUUUUCCUCCUGACUGAAAGACAGGCUCCAGAAAGGAGGAGCUGCAGAGCGGGAGAUAUACAGUACCGUGAAAGAAGCGGGGAAUGAAAUUAAAAGCUGGAGCAAAACACUGGAGAGCAGUCCUAAGCAUGAUAAUGAAAUUUUAAACACAGUCUAUAGCGCGCAUAUCUACAUCUCUGUAACAUACAUGGAACUGGAGGAGGGUGCAUAAGGGAGGCGUCGUCCUAAUUACAGACUGAAGAGGGAGGUUUAUCUGAUCCACAAGUAAGAGGAAAAAAGACAUUCAUAAUUCAGCAAUAUAGAAGCUUUCUCGUGUUGGACAAUAAAGAAACACAUUUACACUUCAAACCCCGCCGGCCUGCUGUUGGAGCAUCCAGCAGCUGCUCUGAGAUGGGUCACUAACAGAGGAGAGAUGGGGGACUGUCUACAGCAAUGUGAAACUCAACAGACUGCAGGAGUGAUGUUUGCAUAUUAGACUGAGCUCAUUUUAACCCCACAUAAGUUAAAAAAAAACACAUUAUUUUCUGCCUUCUGCAAAGGAAGAUAAAUUCAUUGUUUUGUCAUUCAUGUUUAACUUCUAGGCUGGUGAAAACUGUUUGCGUGUUCAGUGUGUAAAAGAGAUUCAAACCAUAUUGCUCCAAUUUUGGUUCUUUCACCAUCUGUCCAGUCAUUAACACUAACGCUGGCAUCAGUGUAACACCCUGAAAAUGAUAUUAUGCAAUAAAAUCCCAGAUGUUUAAUCAGAGACUGAAAAGCAACCAAUUAAACUGCAGAGCCAAACCUGCCAGCAGUUAUGAGGCUCAUUCGGUGGGAUGAAACGGAAAUAUGGCUCCAUAUUCCCAGACAUCAGAUUAAACAUCACCAUCUCUGAAAAGAAAAAUACACGACUAUCUGUAUAAAUGUCAGUGACUCAUUUUCUCUCCCGUAAUUGCCAAAAUGUCAAAGCAUUCCAAAUUUUACAUCAAUGUAAACAAAGAUUUUGGUCUGUACUUUUUAUUUAUCACAACAAAAGUACUGCACAACAAAUGGCAUUAAAGGCCACAUCGGGGCUAGGCCAUAUGUGAAAAAGUUGAUCACUAUAUUUUUUUUCAAAUCAAUCGAUAUCAAUAUAUAACAUGAUAUAAAAAUGAAAUUUAGUGCGUAUUGGUAUAAUUUCUUUUGUAGUACAAUAAGCGACUGCAUCUGUGAGGUCUUUGUGUCUCUUUGACGUUUCGUUGUGUGGCUCUGCACUAGAGAAAGCGGACUGAAUAAUCGUCUGUUUCAGCUGCACAGGCACCAUGGGCUCCUUGCGCCGCUCGGGGUUUGUAACCUUUUGCAUUGCGUGUGCUCUGCAGCGUAACACCACUUCAGGUGGUGAGAACAUGUACUUGACAUAAUUUGCAGUGCACAUUACUCUGCUUCAUGUCUGAUCUCAAAAAAACCAAAUACCUCCACACCACCGACGUUUUUGUGCCAGUUUUGUCGACGAUAUCAUCAUCUGUUGAGCCUUUGUCAGCAUUUCUGCCGGGGGUAGCACUCUUUUUCUUUUGUCUCACCGAUAGUGCUGCCUGCUACUACACAGUUGUUUGCUACUUGGUUCUAAUUCAACACAUGAUUGGUUCAGCGUGAAGCGGACCCGGAGCAACUCCCCUAUUCAUUGGCUAUUCAUAUAGUCUACCAAAACAUGGCAGAAUGCCAACUAUCGAAAAGCAUAUGGACCAUGUUUUAUAUUGAUAUUGAGGGAAAUUAAUUUUUGAAAUGUAUCAUUGUCGUUUUAUUGCCCAGCACUAGGCCACAUAUAUAAACAAUGUCUCCACAUGCUGUGAAUAACACUGGCAGGAGAUGUGACCUACCACUGGGUUAUCAGCUCUGCAGUAAUAAAACAGAGGUGUGAAAAUGGACAUCUGUAAACUGCUUGUAUCACUGCAGACUUUUUGAAAAUGCAUGAGAGGUCCACAUGAGUAAUUUCUUCAUUAUUGUCCGCAGAGCGGUGACUUGAUAUCACAGAGUAAAUAACAGUGGUAGCCCAUGGGUAAAGAUAACUUGAGGGGAAAAAAGGAUGUAGCCUCCUAAUACAGUACAGUAGUCCCUCCAAAUGCUUCUAUUCCCAGCAUGCCUUGUACAGUGAUUGCUUUUUCUCUGCAGUCUUUUUCUUAAUUUGACAUUGAGAUGUGUUAAUGCAGAUGAUAAUGUGAAGCAUGGCGUGAGACAGCUGCUGGGUUGGUGUUGAAAUGAGCUGUCACUGACUUGGCUCCGGAGAGAGUCACACAGAGGAGAUAAGGUCAGGGAGAUAGCGGGUAUUGUGGGAGGUAUUGUGGGUGUGAGUGUGUGUAUUACUGUGUGUGUGUGUUUGAAAGACAAAAGUGGAGGCUCCUCGCUGUAACAAAUGGCCUAUCAUGCAGAGGGCGAGAACGGUGUCACAAAGCCCUGAUGGACCUAAUGUCAGCUCAUGAGAGAGAAGAGAAAGAGAGGGAACAAAUGAGAGGCAGAGCGUGCAUGUGGGAGAAAGAACAUGUGACCUGUGGGGAAGAAGUUUCUGCAAGGCUGCUGCUACACGACACUGCAGGAAACAACACUAGAAAGACAUGAACAAUACAAGUAAGCGCAAGCAGCAGAGGUGAAGAGGUGAAGAGGUAAAUGCUUCAUGCGAAGCCAAGGUCGAUAAUGUACAGCUGUUGUCGACUUCACGUGGUACAAGUAAUGAAUGGGUUUUUCAAUCUGCUCUUCUCCUCUUGAAAAAGUCAUUCAUCCAGAUUCAGAAGAAGACAUACGUACAGACCACAACAAGUAACUUAGACAUGGAGCAGUUCAUCAGUUUAGAGUUGGGAGAGACUCAGAAACUAUUUGGCAAAAGCUGGUUUAUCAAAAGAUAAUUUUGCUCCUAAACUGUUUGGAUUGUUGCCUUUCUGAUGAGCAUUUCAUUGAUCUGUAUGUAGAGCAGCAUAGUGUGAAAAUCCAUCGUAUGCAGUUAAGGUGAUGAAGAGGCUGCAAUAAAACUCUGACAGGAAUCUCAGAUUUCAUUAACAAUGCUAUAAGAAUGAAGAAAUAUUACUUAUAAACCUUCAUUUGUCUACAAUUUAUAAGUAUAAUUAAGCGUGUUCAUGAGAGGACUGGUGUUUACUUGAAACUAACUCUGACCCAGUGUUUGAGUGACACAACUGAUUUUGGAGCCAGGCUGAAUUUUGCCUUCGUCACGCAUUUGUUUGUUGUGCAGAGUAGAAGGGGCCCUAAAGUAGAUCACAAUCUCAUCACUUACUCAAGACAAAUGGGAUUAUUUUCUGGCAUGUCAGAAAUCUUAGUCGGCGAACUGCACAACCUUGCACAGUGACGGCUGAACCACAAGAAGAUUCCAGAAACUUUGGCCUUUUUUUUUUAGAUUGUGUCCGUGUAAAGUGGUGGACAGAAUCUGAGGGGUCCACAGUAACAUGUUACAUGACAUAGACAACUAAAAUCAUAAUCACAAUGUAGAAACUUCCUCAUUUUGUUCUUUUGUUGUCAAGUCAGAAAAAUGAUAAUUAUACUUUACAUUUAAUGUUGAAGUCUUCUUCUCUAACUUUUUUCCUUUUUUAUGCUCUGUUAUCUUCUGAUUAUGAUUUAUUAUCACAUUAUCUCAACAUCUUUUCUCAUGCUAACGAAUGAAUUAAUAAUGUGUCCGCCAUUAUUACUGUUGUUGUCUAAAUCGCCCAUGGCAGUUAAAUAUUCCUAUGUUGAAGGUGUUGAUUCGCAAAGUGGAGCGUGACGUCAGCGUUUUCAUAAAUAACCGGGCUUGCUGUUGAUGCCAGGGGCUGCAGUGUUUCAGAAAUAUCCCACCCUGGAAGGCGUUUUUAGAAGUUACCAUUUUAUGUCGACUAAAACACCAUUUAUGUUAUUAGAGAAAACAAUCAUUGUUAUGUCGAGACGACAGUGCAUUAAAAAUAAGGGAAAUCCAUGGCCGUCUUCCAUACUGACUCAAACUUGAGCAUGUGUAAAACUUUAUUGGCAAUAAUCCUUGACACAAACUGCAUGAACUCUUAGAUUCUGCUUGAAAAGUGGACUGUACAGUGUGAGUGUCUACUCUGUGAGCCUUAGUCAUGCAGAAUUAACAAUACAGUCCUUAAACAUGAGUCCACUUUCGCCACAUUUAUGAUGCUGAACAGUGUAUGGCUCAUAAAAAUAAACUCUACAAAGCCAAAAUGUGAAAUUGCUGCAAAAAAGGAAGUGAACCCAAAAAUGUCAGACUCACUGUGUCUCAUUUUCUGCCAACUUGUUCUUCUUGAGAAAAUAAGCAUGUUCACAUGGUUGGUUGUCAAUCAGGGGGGAAUCACAAUCAGUCCUGCAGUAUGAAACACACUCAGGAAGACCUGAUGUUGCAAGUAUGCAGAGGUACUGGUGUGUGAUAGUCUGAAAAAUCUCUCUGUAUUGACUUUCCACCAGCCUGGCAGCUUCAUUUCCAGAAAUGUAGAGCUGUGCCACAAAAAGUUCUCAACCUCUGUGUCAUGGCAUGUGGCAGGUGUUAGGUAUUGUACAUAGCUACCCAAAAGAUGAGCCAAUUUUGAGACCUGGUGUACGGCUGCAGACCCAGGCUGAGCGUCCCCUCUGUGUCACUCCCUUGGCCAGCAAAUUGGUUUGUAGCAUACUUCAUUACACCACCACACAGAUAGCUAAAUCUAACAGGAGAUCAGAUGUUGUCGGGGCACCUGGUGCAAGUUUGCCACACCAUUUUUAUAAGGUGUGUUCAUGAGACAGUUUGAAGGGGGAACAACAGGCAAAUAUAAAGACGCUGUCAUGGCUGCUGCACACCUUAUAAAAGAUGGAUGAAGAAUAUAUAAGAACACGUACAGGCCAAGGCUAUGGCUCUCCACAACCUGUGUCCUUGGUUAGAGAAUGAAAACAUUGUGGGGAGAAUUCCAACACAAAGUGUCAUUUACAAUUCAGUAACAACAGCGAGUAUCUGUGCAGCAUAACAUCUUACGCAGAGAGAUACCACUCCACAGGAACAAAGUGAAAGGCUAAAAGUCACUCUGGGACACAAGAAGAAGCGGAGAGAGAAGGAAAGAGGGAUGCCAGUGAUGGAUGAGAGCAGCAGGAAUGGGGCACGUGUGUGAGGGAUGCAUCAAGCAUAGAGAAACACUGGAGGGAGUUGUGUUUCACUUAGAUGAGCUGUGAAUGAAUGAAGCAGAAAGAGAGUGAAGUGAGGGGCAAGCAGAGGAUGAGGGAUGAGAGGGAGGGAGUGCGACGAGGGUGAUGGAGGAGGAAAGAGAAUGAGUGAUGAGGAGGUGGAGAUAGAGGCAGGAGAAGAAAGAGGGUGGAGGAGAAAGGAAAUAGAUGAGGCACACAGUGGCAAGAGAUGAAUGCAGGGAGGGAGCAAGCGAUGAGAAAAUGAGGAGAGGCUGGUGAGAGAGGAGGCUGAGAGAGCAUGCAAGUAGUGACCAUCAGGAUUAUAUAAAAGCAGUUGUGGUUUUAUAUACAGAGAUGUGGAUGUUUUAUAGUAAACAGGAUAGAAAUUACAGCUUUAAUAAAUGGCCAACAUGUCAGCAAUAGUGUGAAAUAAGCAGGUUACUAUUGCACAUUGGAACUAGGGGUGGGUAUUGGCAAGGACCUCACGAUACGAUACAUAUCACGAUACAAUUCGAUAUGAUACAACACGAUACGAUACAACACGAUACGAUAUGAUAUGAUAUGAUACAAUACGAUACGGCUGUAUAUUAGCGAGGACCUCAUGAUACAAGACAUAUCACAAUAUAGCAAUAAAAUAUGGUAUUUAACAUUUUUAAAGAGUCAAAAAUACAAGUUGCUGUAAAUGAGGAUACUGAUCUAAAAACAAACUGAGUCAAAACUUUGUUUCAAACAACAAAUACCAUUUUGUUUGACUGCAUAAGUGCUGCAUGUUACUGAACAGUAUAAAAAGUAUAUGGAAAAUUAAGUGAAAAACAAAGUACACAGGAGGGUGGGAAUCACCAGUGGUCCCACAAUACAAUAUCAUCACAAUACUUGGGCCAUGAUACAAUAUAUCGCAAUUUAUAUAUUUUUUUCAACUGUUUAGCUAAUUUAGCAUUUUUCUUUCCUUUAUGUUUGUCUUAUUUACACCGUAUUUCGUUUUUAUGUAACAUAUCUUGCAAACCUUGCGUGUAAGGUUCAUCUCAUUUGCGCUCUGUUUGCAUUCCUAAUGUCUUUCCCAAGGUGCUGCUAUAUUUGUUUUACCAACAUUCUCCUGCUCUAUGAUGUCACCUCUGCCAACCUCACUGGAAAAACAGUUUUUUUUAUUUUUCCAUUAUCAUAGAUUUGUCUAAGAAAGCCACCAACUCACUUUACAUGAAUGCACUAGUAACCCAACUUCCAGAUUAAGAAGUAAAUGACAAUGAGUAUUUCGAGGGUGGCUGCUAAAUGCAUCUGUUCGAGGGCGAAAGUGAAGAGUAGAUGUUGGGCACAAAAGAAAAUGUGUGGAUUAAGAAUUUUAAAAAGUAAAAGCUUGACAAAAGGAAGGUCAUAGUUAUCAUGCAUCUUAGGAGCUUCUUGAUGCAGUCUCUCACCCAACCUCUUCACAUCUUUAGAUCUGAGAGACUCAGCUGCUCUGAAAUGUCUUUUUUAUGCCUAGUAAUAUUACUAACCUGCCUAAAUGUAACCCAGUAGUCAGGUGUUUUUUCUUUUAUCAUUUCAACAACUUUUUUUAAGUUUUUCACCAUUCCUGCUCAAACUUUUUUGUAACAUGUUGCUGGCAUCAAGCUUAAAAUUAGCAUACAUAUUUCCUUUUUUCAGCUGUAACAUUUAAUUUUUAAUUUUAGAUUUGCAAGCAAUCAAAGUCUUUUUUUUUUUUUUAAUCCAGUGUUUCAUUCAGCACCCCAACCUUUGGGGUUAGAAAUACACAGCAGCAGUAGCAGGAUGGAGCAGCACUGUCAGUGUGAGCACGUCUGAGUGUGUACAUUUCCCCACUGUGAGUUUACACAUCAUGCUUUUUGUGCAUCUGUAUUCCUCCAGAGAAAUCAACAUUAUGCUGCUGUGGGGUUCAGUGUAAAAAUGCUAAAGCCUUGCGCUUAUGCAGCUUCAUGAAAGUGCUUUAGUGCCAUCUAUAUUCCUAACAGCCUGUAGGUAAAUGUAUCGGAAUGACAUUAAGUACUUUUGGACCUUCUCCAAAUAUUUCCACGGAUGCAAUUAAGGUAUCCAACCAUCUUCAACUGACAUCCAUUACUACAAAUCAUUUUUACUUGUUUGUAGAAGACAAAGCACACAAGACUUGAACUUCACUCUGAUUUUUUUCCAUUACUGUGUAAUGUCUUCCUUCUUGGCCUCUCUGUGGUAGCAGCUUUGACUUUGUCGCUCCAGUAAUGGAACAAAAACUUUUGCCUUGGGCUGCUGAUUGACUAGUUAACAUGUUAAGUUGACUUGAGCCUGAAAAGAAUAAAUGCAGAGAUGAAAUCUAGCCCUUGAACAUAUGUAUGAUUUGGGUGGACUGCCUGUACCAAAUAAAUAAAGUUGUUUGAAUCUGAGAGUAGUGACUGUUAGAUUAACUUCAACUAAUGCCAUUUAAAAAAAAAUGUUGAUGUUGGAAUAUAAUGCAACUUCUCAACAAAGUGAUUUAAGAAUGUGAGGUAAAAGAGUGAAAAUAAGAGUCAUUUGUCCAGACGUGGUGGCCUCUGAGACUUGCUGUUCUGGCUCUGCACUGCACUAAUAAAUUGUGUCUGAUCUUGCAUCGCUCUUGCUUGAUAUUGUAGUUCGAGGGCAUGCAGACCUGAUUGCUUUCUGUCACCGUUCCCACCAAGUGUCAAAUGAUCUCUGAAACCCUGCCUAAUAAAAUAGUUGAUUGAUCGUGUCAGUGUAUCAUCCAUGAGUGCUGCUGCAGGAGCUUUAGCAUCCUGACUGACUUGAGCUCAUGUUUUAUUAAUGACCACAGAGGGUGAUUAUCUGACCGCAGGAUUUUUGUCUUCUCUCCAUCUCUCCAUGCCUUCUAUCCCAUCUGUCAAACUCCUGCUCCUCUCAUCCUCACUCCCUCUCCCUCUCCCCUUCCUCCCUCCCUCUGUCUCUUUGCCUCUCCUACCCCCCCCCCCCCCAGGGCGAGUGUUCCUCCAAGUGCUACAACAUGUUCAUCAUAGAGACAGUGUGUGUGGCCUGGUUCUCCCUCGAGUUCCUCCUGCGCUUCAUCCAGGCACGCAGCAAACUGGACUUCCUCCGUGGGCCGCUCAACAUCAUCGAUGCCAUGGCCAUCCUUCCCUACUACGUUUCCCUGGUGGUGACGGAGGAGGACCCAGACCAGGACCAUGAGAGGCCAGGAGGUGGUAAGGGCUACUUGGACAAGCUGGGUCUGGUGUUGAGGAUUCUGCGGGCGCUGAGGAUCCUCUACGUGAUGCGGCUGGCUCGCCACUCUCUGGGCUUGCAGACACUGGGGCUGACAGUAAGGCGCAGCACCCGGGAGUUCGGCCUCCUCCUGCUGUUCCUCUGCGUGGCUGUCACCCUCUUCUCACCUCUGGUCCACUUGGCUGAGAGCGAGCUCACGGGUGCCCAUGACUUCAGCAGCAUCCCCGCCUCCUACUGGUGGGCGAUUAUCUCUAUGACGACAGUGGGCUACGGCGAUAUGGUGCCUAGAUCCAUUCCAGGACAGGUUGUAGCGCUGAGCAGCAUCCUCAGUGGGAUCCUCAUAAUGGCCUUCCCUGCUACCUCCAUCUUCCACAUGUUCUCCCGCUCCUACCAAGAGCUCAAGAUGGAGCAUGACCGACUGUUCAAAGAGGAGUGUGCAGCUGCUGCUGCGGCGGCCGCUGCCGCAAAUGGCGAGCAGGAGGUGGGAGUAGAAGGGGAAGGGGGGGGCUUAUCUGUGCCUGGACAGGGACUACGCCUGGAUAAGGACAGUGUUCACUCUCUGGAGUCCCUGGCUCUUUUAGGGAAAGGUGAAGAAGCUGCAGGAAAUAACAAUCACAACCUGCCACCUUCAGCUUUCUGA